Molecule: messenger RNA, 679 nt
Organism: Belonocnema kinseyi
Lineage: Eukaryota; Metazoa; Arthropoda; Insecta; Hymenoptera; Cynipidae
Product: putative nuclease HARBI1
Exons: 2
Coding region: 18-263 (81 amino acids)
Source: RefSeq, a predicted model, not a curated record
AAAAUGUUCUACCUGUGAUGAGAGAAUUGCAUCGUCUAGGAUACACCUCAUAUUUCCUGAUAGGAGAUUCCGAAUAUAAAUUAAGGACUUGGUUUUUAACGCCCUUAUAUAAUCCAGAACCGAAUACGCCAGAAAGUCGGUAUAACGAUUGUUUCACGGGCACACGAUGUAUAAUAGAACGGUGUAACGGGUUGCUUAGGAUGCGAUUUCGAUGUACUUUAAAGCACCGCGUAUUACAUUAUACACCAACCGUUGCAUCAUAGAUUAUAAUUACAUGUACAGUGGCACAUAAUAUGUGCAUCGACCACCAUGUACCUUUUAUACAAGGCGAAACAGAUGCAGAAGUCGGAGAUCUAGGAAUUUAUCCUCCACACGAAGAAGAAAUUCUCGCAGUGUUUGAAGAUGCAUUUCGACAUCGUGUGGAUCCUGACCAUGCAAAAGGUCGUGCUUUCCAACGAAGAAUAAAUAAACGCCAUUUUACCUGAUGAUAAAAACGAUCUAAAAUUAGAAAAUUAUAAGCAUAGUAAAGCGAAAAAAUGUCUUCAGUCUUGUUCUUUAUGAAAUACAUUUUAAUACAACAACACGUUGCGUUUUACAUUUAAGCUAAACUCAUAUUCAAAAUAUUUCUAUUUUUUUAAACCGAUAUCAAGAAAGAAACUAUCAAAUACUACUUUAUUUA